GGGGAUUAGAACCCACGACCUGUGACUCCCAAGCCCGGGCUCAUUCCCCUGAGCCCACGCUGCUUCUCUCUACAAAGGUGUGGGACGGACGUGAAGAGAAAAAUACGUUGAGAAAAGCAAGUUCGACGUCAAUGCCCUCAGCGAAUAGAUGUUAACCGAAUGGUAGUCAUCCUGUUUGACCCCGCUGUCUUUUUCGACACAUUUGAAAAACAGAGAUUUGGAAAGAUUUGAUAUUCAGCGGUUCCACAGAAACCACGCAAUGUCAAGGAGAGAAAAAAAUCCCUUGGAAAUGUUCCAGUCCGGGCACCUGGUAAAGAUCUGUGCUCCUAUGGUCCGUUAUUCCAAGCUGGCUUUCAGGACACUGGUCCGGAGAUACGACUGUGAUCUGUGUUAUACUCCGAUGAUAAUUGCCGCUGAUUUUGUUAGAUCGGUGAAAGCUAGAGACAGCGAAUUCACCACAAACCAAGGCGAUCGCCCGCUGAUCGUUCAGUUUGCUGCUAAAGACGCGCAACUUUUAGCCGAUGCCGCGACUCUCGUCCGCCCUUACGCUAACGGAAUAGACGUUAACUGUGGUUGCCCUCAGAGGUGGGCGAUGGCAGAAGGUUACGGUGCCUGUUUAAUAAAUAAUCCCGAGCUUGUCCGAGACAUGGUCAGACAAGUAAGGAAUCAAGUGGAGGACGUCACGUUUUCCGUGUCGAUUAAAAUCAGGAUUCACGACGAUCUGACGAGAACCGUAGAUCUCUGUCGAAAGGCCGAGGCCACGGGGGUCUCCUGGAUAACGGUUCACGGAAGAACUGUCGAGGAAAGACACCAACCGGUACAUUAUGACGCGAUUAAAAUAAUUAAGGAAAGCCUCUCCGUACCGGUCGUCGUCAAUGGAGACGUUAAAAGCUUGAGAGAAGCCGAGACGGUUCAGCGAGUGACCGGGACGGACGGUGUCAUGGUGGCCAGAGGUCUCUUGGCCAAUCCGGCCAUGUUUGCCGGGUACGAAGAAACCCCGCUGAAGUGCAUCCGGGACUGGGUCGACGUCUCUCUGGAGCACGGAAGUCCUUUCACGUGUUUUCACCAUCAUUUAAUGUACAUGAUGGAGAGGAUAACCUCCAAGCAGGAGAAGAGGGUGUUCAACGCGCUAUCCAGCACGUCGGCGGUGUUAGAUUACCUCGCGGAUCAUUAUGGCCUGUAGCGGUCCUUCGACGGCCGGGAUAGCGUGUGGUCCCUUCACGCUCGGCGGAAAACCCAAGUUCCCGCAGGAGUGGCCGGCGGAAACACAGGAAACGCACCAGCGAGGGCGGGGAGGCGGAGGUUCCUGAAGAAAAUGGAGCGAGAAGCCGAAAGGGAACGGGCGAAGGAGGUCCACCGGAAGACGGAGGGGCAGACGGAGCCGAGUUCUUAACGUCGCCUGCCCCGCGCCGCGUCCCGGUGCCUCCGCCUCCCCCCAAAUCGCCCUCGCCCCCAAAACGGGGAACUGUGACUGGGAUCCCGACCCCCUGCCCUGCAAGAGAGGGUCCUGGGAUCUAAUCCCCGCUCCGCCACGUGUCUGCCGCGAGGACUCCUCGACCUUCUCUGGGCCUCAGUUCCC
Messenger RNA from Ornithorhynchus anatinus (platypus), 1579 nucleotides. It is a transcript of the gene DUS4L, whose product is annotated as dihydrouridine synthase 4 like. Gene Ontology annotation, molecular function: flavin adenine dinucleotide binding; tRNA dihydrouridine synthase activity. The transcript is spliced from 7 exons. Gene Ontology annotation, biological process: tRNA processing. Lineage: Eukaryota; Metazoa; Chordata; Mammalia; Monotremata; Ornithorhynchidae. The record is from RefSeq and is a predicted model, not a curated record. The coding region runs from base 260 to 1183 and encodes 307 amino acids.